Molecule: messenger RNA, 4047 nt
Organism: Rangifer tarandus platyrhynchus (Svalbard reindeer)
Lineage: Eukaryota; Metazoa; Chordata; Mammalia; Artiodactyla; Cervidae
Source: the annotation of a GenBank genome assembly
AUGGCCGGGCCACCGCCACCCUGGGCCUGCACAGCCGUCCUCCUCUGCGCACUCAGCCUCAGCGGGGCCAUCGAGAUUCCCAUGGACCCAAGCAUUCAGAGUGAGCUGUCCCAGCCCCCGACCAUCACCAAGCAGUCAGUGAAGGACCACAUUGUGGAUCCCCGUGACAACAUCUUGAUUGAGUGUGAAGCCAAGGGGAACCCUGCCCCCAGCUUCCACUGGACGCGCAACAGCAAGUUCUUCAACAUCGCCAAGGACCCCCGGGUGUCGAUGAGGAGGCGGUCUGGGACCCUGGUGAUCGACUUCCGCAGUGGCGGGCGGCCCGAGGAGUAUGAGGGGGAAUACCAGUGCUUUGCCCGCAACAAAUUCGGCACGGCCCUGUCCAAUCGGAUUCGCCUGCAGGUGUCCAAAUCGCCCCUGUGGCCCAAGGAAAACCUAGACCCCGUCGUGGUUCAAGAAGGUGCCCCCUUGACACUCCAGUGCAACCCCCCACCUGGUCUUCCGUCCCCAGUCAUCUUCUGGAUGAGCAGCUCCAUGGAGCCCAUCACCCAAGACAAACGUGUCUCCCAGGGCCAUAAUGGAGACCUGUAUUUCUCUAAUGUGAUGCUGCAGGACAUGCAGACAGACUACAGCUGCAAUGCCCGCUUCCACUUCACCCACACCAUCCAGCAGAAGAACCCAUUCAACCUCAAAGUCCUGACCACCCGAGGAGUUGCAGAGAGAACACCCAGCUUCAUGUAUCCCCAGGGCACUGCGAGCAGUCAGAUGGUGCUGCGUGGCAUGGACCUCCUGCUGGAGUGCAUCGCCUCUGGGGUCCCAACACCAGACAUUGCAUGGUACAAGAAAGGUGGGGACCUGCCAUCUGACAAGGCCAAGUUUGAGAACUUCAACAAGGCCCUGCGCAUCACCAAUGUGUCCGAGGAAGACUCUGGGGAGUAUUUCUGCCUGGCCUCCAACAAGAUGGGCAGUAUCCGGCACACGAUCUCGGUGAGAGUGAAGGCUGCUCCCUACUGGCUGGAUGAACCCAAGAACCUCAUCCUGGCUCCUGGCGAGGAUGGGAGACUGGUGUGUCGAGCCAAUGGGAACCCCAAGCCCACGGUCCAGUGGAUGGUGAAUGGGGAACCUUUGCAAUCGGCACCGCCCAACCCCAACCGUGAAGUGGCCGGGGACACCAUCAUCUUCCGUGACACGCAGAUCAGCAGCCGGGCCGUGUACCAGUGCAACACCUCCAACGAGCACGGCUACCUGCUGGCCAACGCCUUCGUCAGCGUGCUGGACGUGCCGCCUCGGAUGCUGUCACCCCGGAACCAGCUCAUCAGGGUGAUCCUGUACAACCGGACCCGGCUGGACUGCCCGUUCUUUGGGUCUCCCAUCCCUACGCUCCGAUGGUUUAAGAAUGGACAAGGAAGCAACCUGGAUGGUGGCAACUACCACGUCUAUGAGAACGGCAGUUUGGAAAUCAAGAUGAUCCGAAAAGAGGACCAGGGCAUCUACACCUGUGUUGCCACCAACAUCCUGGGCAAAGCGGAGAACCAGGUCCGCCUCGAGGUCAAAGACCCCACGAGGAUCUACCGGAUGCCCGAGGACCAGGUUGCCAAGAGGGGCACCACGGUGCAGCUGGAGUGCCGUGUGAAGCACGACCCCUCCCUGAAGCUCGCGGUCUCCUGGCUGAAGGACGAUGAGCCGCUCUACAUCAGCAACAGAAUGAAGAAGGAGGAAGACUCCCUGACCAUCUUCGGUGUGGCCGAGCGGGACCAGGGCAGCUACACGUGUGUCGCCAGCACCGAGCUGGACCAGGACCUGGCCAAAGCCUACCUGACCGUGCUAGCUGAUCAGGCUACUCCAACUAACCGUUUGGCUGCCCUUCCCAAAGGACGACCGGACCGACCCCGGGACCUGGAGCUCACUGACCUGGCCGAGAGAAGCGUGAGGCUGACCUGGAUCCCAGGGGACGACAACAACAGCCCCAUCACAGACUACGUUGUCCAGUUUGAAGAAGACCAGUUCCAGCCAGGGGUCUGGCAUGACCAUUCCAAGUUCCCGGGCAGUGUCAACUCAGCUGUGCUCCGGCUGUCACCCUACGUCAAUUACCAGUUCCGGGUCAUCGCCAUCAACGAGGUGGGCAGCAGCCACCCCAGCCUCCCGUCUGAGCGCUACCGAACCAGCGGAGCACCCCCCGAGUCCAACCCGUCCGAUGUGAAGGGAGAGGGGAGCAGGAAGAACAACAUGGAGAUCACGUGGACGCCCAUGAACGCCACCUCCGCCUUCGGCCCCAACCUGCGCUACAUCGUCAAGUGGCGGCGGAGAGAGACCCGCGAGGCCUGGAACAAUGUCACGGUGUGGGGCUCCCGCUAUGUGGUGGGGCAGACCCCCGUCUACGUGCCCUACGAGAUCCGAGUCCAGGCUGAAAACGACUUUGGGAAGGGCCCUGAGCCAGACACCGUCAUCGGUUACUCUGGAGAAGAUUAUCCCAGGGCUGCACCCACUGAUGUUAAAAUCCGAGUCCUGAACAGCACCGCCAUCAGCCUGCAGUGGAACCGCGUCUACUCCGACACGGUCCAGGGCCAGCUCAGAGAAUAUCGAGCCUACUACUGGAGGGAGAGCAGCUUGCUGAAGAACCUGUGGGUGUCUCAGAAGAGGCAGCAAGCUGGCUUCCCCGGCGACCGCUUGCGUGGCGUGGUGUCCCGCCUUUUCCCCUACAGUAACUACAAGCUGGAGAUGGUUGUGGUCAAUGGGCGAGGCGAUGGGCCUCGCAGUGAAACCAAGGAGUUCACCACCCCGGAAGGAGUACCCAGUGCCCCCAGGCGUUUCCGAGUCCGGCAGCCCAACCUGGAGACAAUCAACCUGGAAUGGGAUCAUCCAGAACACCCCAAUGGGAUCCUGAUUGGAUAUACUCUCAAAUACGUGGCCUUUAAUGGAACCAAAGUAGGAAAGCAGAUAGUGGAAAACUUCUCUCCCAAUCAGACCAAGUUCACGGUGCAAAGAGCAGACCCCGUGUCGCGCUACCGCUUUUCCCUCAGUGCCAGGACGCAGGUGGGCUCAGGGGAAGCAGUCACGGAGGAGUCACCAGCGCCCCCGAAUGAAGACCGACCAGACGCGGCUAUUUUACAUUUCCCCUUAGCGCCUCCCACGUCGCCCCCGACCACGGUGGGUGUGCCCGGCACGGUGAGCAGUACCGAUGCCCCUGCCACCGCCGCCACCACCGAAGCCACAACAGUCCCCACCGUCCCACCUGUCGUACCUACCACUGCCGCCACCACCGAGGCCACAGCCACUACGGCCUCCACCGCCGCCACCACCACGGAGAGUCCCGCCGCCACCAGGACUGAGAUCCGAGAAUCGGCCCCCGACGAGCAGUCCAUCUGGAACGUCACUGUGCUCCCCAACAGUAAAUGGGCCAACAUCACCUGGAAGCACAAUUUCGGGCCCGGAACUGACUUUGUGGUUGAGUACAUCGACAGCAACCAUACGAAAAAAACUGUCCCUGUUAAGGCCCAGGCCCAGCCCCUACAGCUGACAGACCUCUAUCCCGGGAUGACAUACACGUUGCGCAUUUAUUCCCGGGACAACGAGGGCAUCAGCAGUGCCGUCAUCACCUUUAUGACCAGUGCAGCCUACACCAACAACCAGGCGGAUAUCGCCACCCAGGGCUGGUUCAUCGGGCUCAUGUGUGCCGUCGCCCUGCUGGUGCUGAUCCUGCUCAUCGUCUGUUUCAUCAAGAGGAGUCGCGGCGGCAAGUACCCCGUGCGAGAAAAGAAGGAUGUGCCUCUUGGCCCUGAAGACCCCAAAGAAGAGGAUGGCUCCUUCGAUUACAGUGACGAGGACAACAAGCCCCUGCAGGGCAGCCAGACGUCCCUGGACGGCACCAUCAAGCAGCAGGAGAGCGACGACAGCCUGGUGGACUACGGCGAGGGCGGGGAGGGCCAGUUCAACGAGGACGGCUCCUUCAUCGGCCAGUACACGGUCAAGAAGGACAAGGAGGAGACGGAGGGCAACGAGAGCUCGGAGGCCACGUCGCCAGUCAACGCCAUCUAUUCUCUGGCCUAA